Rattus rattus (black rat) is the source of this 1072-nucleotide messenger RNA. It is a transcript of the gene Nudt6, whose product is annotated as nudix hydrolase 6. Bases 31 to 972 code for a protein of 313 amino acids. Gene Ontology annotation, molecular function: ADP-ribose diphosphatase activity; NADH pyrophosphatase activity; NAD binding. Lineage: Eukaryota; Metazoa; Chordata; Mammalia; Rodentia; Muridae. The record is from RefSeq and is a predicted model, not a curated record. The transcript has 5 exons.
AGUCGAGCCUCUGAAAGGCAAGGUGCAACAAUGUGGUGGGCGAGCAGAACGCGAUGGUUGUUCUCGGCUGUGCUCGACGCGGUCGGAGUCGGACUCCGGGCUAGGCGGCGCACUGCCUCGAGCGGCCUGGAGAUCACGGGCUCCUGCGGGGGCGAGCUACAAGGCGAGCUGGACAGAUUUGGGGGCAUCUCGGUGCACUUGUCGCGGCACCGCACCCUGCACGGGCUGGAUGCCGCCGCCUUCCGGAGGCUCUUGCAGGCCGCCAUUCAGCAGUGGCGAGCGGAAGGAAGAAUAGCUGCAUGGCUGCACAUCCCCAUCCUGCAGAGCCACUUCAUCGCCCCUGCUGCCUCUCUGGGCUUUUGCUUCCACCACGCAGAGCCGCACUUGUCAACGCUGACUCUGUGGCUGGGAGAAGGACCCAGCAGACUCCCGGGGUAUGCCACACACCAAGUAGGGGUUGCAGGUGCUGUAUUUGAUGUUAGCACCAGGAAAGUACUGGUUGUACAAGAUCGAAAUAAAUUGAAAAACAUGUGGAAGUUUCCAGGAGGCCUGUCAGAGCCUGGAGAAGAUAUUGGAGACACAGCAGUCCGAGAGGUUUUUGAAGAGACUGGUGUCAAGUCAGAAUUCAGGUCUCUGUUGAGCAUCCGGCAGCAACACAAGAGCCCUGGGGCCUUUGGGAUGUCAGACAUGUACCUGAUCUGCCGCCUGCAGCCGCAUUCCUUCGCCAUCAACUUCUGCCAGCAGGAAUGCUUGAAGUGCGAAUGGAUGGAUCUAGAAAGCCUGGCCAGGACUAAACACGCAACCCCCAUCACCAGCAGGGUGGCUAGGCUACUACUGUACGGACACAGGGAAGGGUUUGACAAGAUUGACCUCAGCAUGGAGGAACUCCCUGCAGUAUACACAGGCCUGUUCUACAAGCUCUACCACAGGCGACUGCCUGAGAGGUACAAGGCCGAAAUGGGAACAGAUUGAAUGCCAGCCUUCCUCACAUACUUGAUUUCCAGGGUAGAAAUUCACAAAUGUAUAUAUGUUUAAAUCCUCUUUUCAAAUAAAGGAAAUACGUGACAAAGAU